GGAACUCAAAGCCACUUAUGGAUCCUGUCUCAUUUGCUCCCACAGGAGUCCUGAAGUUAGAGGGGCUCAUCCUAUCUGGGAAUAAAGAGAGCGGAAGAAACUUCCACGCCUUUUCCGAUAUUCGAAAAGACUCCUCCAAGGCCCCAUCUCUCCCAGGUCCCAGGUUCGGAGUCGUGCUGCCUCCGGCAGAAGGAAGACUCCGUUUUUUCCCGACUUUCUCGGUGGCCACCAAGAGUCCCGCCGGCUGUCGCGGCCGCAGCCCACCGCCCUCCAGCUCCGCGGGCCCAGGGCGGAGCACCUGCCGCGGCGCCGCCCGCGAGCACCUGCCCCCCCCGCCCCCCAGGUGA
Canis lupus familiaris (dog) is the source of this 347-nucleotide messenger RNA. Its product is annotated as neural Wiskott-Aldrich syndrome protein-like. The coding region runs from base 18 to 347 and encodes 109 amino acids. Lineage: Eukaryota; Metazoa; Chordata; Mammalia; Carnivora; Canidae. The transcript is spliced from 3 exons. The record is from RefSeq and is a predicted model, not a curated record.